AUGGCAGAACUUCGUUGCUCUACAAGCAUUUUCAAAUUGGGAGAUAUGCGUUACACACUUAUUCUUAUUGUGUUGGCUGUGACCUUGACGGAAUGUUCCGACGAGUUACCAGAUUGUUCUGAGGAGGCUAAACAUCCACUUGAAAAAGAAAUAAAAGAGAAGUUGUCAGAAGAAAUUAAGAGCAAAGUGCAAAAGAAAAAAGACGGAAAAGAAUUGGAGUACAGAUGUGAGCUGGAAUAUAUGGGAUGGUUGGUACUGGAAGACCCCAAAAAAGAAAUGGAAUGGCUCUAUCCUGAAUCGAUGAAGAAUUAUCCUGAUGAUUUCUCUAUUCUCAUCUCCACGCAGAAUGAAACUAAGAAAAAUGAGAAUGAAGCGACUAAAGCGGUUUUAAAAGAAUGGGAGGAUUACCUUACAAGUCUGAAACCUUCGGAGUUCUUCGGAUGUAACCAUAAGGAAGAACACAAUACACAUAAAUAUAUCUGCAUCUUCCAUUAA
This is a messenger RNA of Necator americanus (New World hookworm), 495 nucleotides long. RefSeq lists its product as uncharacterized. The transcript is spliced from 6 exons. Lineage: Eukaryota; Metazoa; Nematoda; Chromadorea; Rhabditida; Ancylostomatidae. The record is from RefSeq and is a predicted model, not a curated record. The coding region runs from base 1 to 495 and encodes 164 amino acids.